Molecule: messenger RNA, 330 nt
Organism: Plasmodium malariae
Lineage: Eukaryota; Apicomplexa; Aconoidasida; Haemosporida; Plasmodiidae
Gene: SF3B6
Product: splicing factor 3B subunit 6, putative
Exons: 2
Coding region: 1-330 (109 amino acids)
Biological process (GO): mRNA splicing, via spliceosome
Cellular component (GO): U2 snRNP; precatalytic spliceosome; catalytic step 2 spliceosome
Molecular function (GO): RNA binding
Source: RefSeq, a predicted model, not a curated record
AUGUCCAGAAGAAGCAUACGUUUACCUGCAGAGGUCAGCAGAAUUCUUUAUGUAAGAAAUUUGCCAUAUAAAAUAUCAGCAGAUGAACUAUAUGACAUAUUUGGGAAAUAUGGAACAGUCAGGCAAAUAAGAAAAGGAAAUGCUGAAGGAACAAAAGGAACGUCUUUUGUUAUAUAUGAUGAUAUUUACGAUGCAAAAAAUGCUUUGGAUCAUUUGUCGGGUUUUAAUGUAGCAGGAAGAUAUUUGGUUGUUCUAUAUUAUGACCCAGUGAAGGCUCAAAAAAAGAAAGAACUACAGGAAAAACUAAAAAAUGAAAAAGAAUCCUCAUAA